AUGCCGACUACAGCACCGGAAACUUCCAGCGAAGGGUCGUUCGGAAGCAAGGAUGCGGCGGAACUUGUCGCUAGCGUGCGAGAGGUGUUUCGCAGCGGUCGCACGCGAUCUCGCGAAUGGCGGGAGACGCAGCUGCGAGGGAUCGAGCGGUUGAUGAUGGACGAGGAAGAGGCGAUCUUCGCAGCGCUCGCGAAAGACCUCAAGCGAAGCCGCGUCGAAAACGUCCUCUGCGAGACAGUGCAGGUGUACCAGUCAGCCAAGCAGGCCGCCAGCAGUCUGCGGCAAUGGAUGAAGCCCGAACGGGUGUCCACCAACUUUGUCAACAUACCAGCGCGCAGUGAGAUCGUUCCAGAGCCCUUUGGAGCCGUCCUCAUCUUUGCUGCCUGGAACAUGCCAUUCUUGCUCUCACUGGACCCACUCAUUGGAGCCAUAGCAGCGGGCAACGUGGCAGUGCUCAAGCCCUCUGAGCUGGCGCCAGCGUCGUCCGCCUUGCUGGCGGAGCUGCUGCCGCGCUACGUGGACAAGGAGGCCGUGCGCGUGGUGGAAGGCGGUGCUGACGUGGCAACCGCCCUGCUGGAGUGCCGAUGGGAUAAGAUCUUCUUCACAGGAGGAGCCUCCAUAGGGAGGAGGGUGCUGGCAGCAGCAGCGCAGCACCUCACGCCAGUGGCGCUGGAGUUAGGCGGGAAGAACCCCGCUUACAUUGACAGCUCCGCGGAUUUCAAUAUAUGUGUGAAGAGGAUAGCGUUCGGCAUGUGUGUGAACGCGGGGCAGAGCUGCCUCUCGCCCGACUAUGUGCUCGUCGAGGAGGCAGUUGCUGAUCAAUUCACGGACCACUUACGUCGCACCCUGACCUCCUUUUAUGGUUCGGAUCCGAAGCAGAGUCCGGACCUGGCGCGCAUCGCCACGCCUGGCAGCUGGGCUCGGCUGCACGCUCUGCUGUCCGACCCGGCCACACGGGAGCACAUAGUUGUGGGGGGGGAGACGGACGAAGCGACACGUUACAUCGCGCCCACCGUCAUUCGAGACGUGCCUCUGGACGCGCCAGUGAUGCAGGAGGAGGGAUUUGGGCCCGUCAUUGCCGUGAUCAAGGUGCGAGGAGUGGACGAGGCGAUCGACAUCAUCGCCAGCCGCCCGAAGCCACUGGCGCUCUACCUGUUCACAACGCACAGCACUGUGAUUGACCGCUUUGUCAAGGAGACCUCCUCGGGAGCUGUGUGUGUCAACGACACAACCUCGCAUUUUGUCAAUCCAGCGUUGCCAUUCGGUGGAGUGGGAGACAGUGGCAUGGGCAGCUAUCAUGGGAAGCACUCGUUUGAUUGCUUCAGCCAUCGCAAGGCGGUCAUGGUGAAAGGCACCCUGCUUGACUUCCCGGAGGCACCUCCUUUCGUAUUCGCGGGAUUCAUCCAGCAGAGUACUCAUUGA
Messenger RNA from Closterium sp. Naga37s-1, 1422 nucleotides. The record is from the annotation of a GenBank genome assembly. NCBI's taxonomy places the organism in Eukaryota, Viridiplantae, Streptophyta, Zygnematophyceae, Desmidiales, Closteriaceae.